Octodon degus (degu) is the source of this 699-nucleotide messenger RNA. Its product is annotated as interferon omega-1-like. The transcript is spliced from 2 exons. The coding region runs from base 1 to 699 and encodes 232 amino acids. Gene Ontology annotation, biological process: natural killer cell activation involved in immune response; adaptive immune response; humoral immune response. The record is from RefSeq and is a predicted model, not a curated record. Gene Ontology annotation, cellular component: extracellular region. Lineage: Eukaryota; Metazoa; Chordata; Mammalia; Rodentia; Octodontidae. Gene Ontology annotation, molecular function: cytokine activity; type I interferon receptor binding.
AUGGCCCUCCUGCUUUCUCUGCUGACCACCCUGAUGCUGUGCUGCUCUGGACUUGCUGGCUGUCUGGGCUGUCACUUGCCCCGGAAUUCUGUUUCACUUAGCAGGAAGACUUUUGUGCUCCUGGGACAGAUGAGAAAAAUGCCCCCAUUUUUGUGUCUGAAGGACAGAAGAAACUUUCUAUUUCCCCAGAAGAUGAUGACUAGCGACAAGUUACAGAAGGCCCAGAGCGUGUCUGUCCUGAAGGGGACUUUACAGCAAAUUCUCAUUCUCUUCAACACAGAGCUCGCUUCUGCUGCUUGGAAUACAACUGUCUUGGACAAGCUUCGCAUUGUGCUCCAUCAGCAGCUGGAAGUCACGAAGACCUGCAUGGUGCUUGUAAAGGGAGAAGAAAAAUCUGUCCUGGAAAUCGAGAACACUAUCUUGGCCUUGCGGAGGUAUUUCCUGGGCAUCCGCCUCUACUUGGAAGAGAAGAAAUACAGUGACUGUGCUUGGGAAAUUGUCAGGGUAGAAAUCAUGAGAGCUUUCUCUUCCUCAGCAAAGUUGCAAGAGAGGAUAAGAAGGAAAGAUGGGUCUGUGGAGAGAGCGCAGUGGGCUAAGUGCCUUUAUUUGCAGCAUGUCUUCCACCUGUUCAGCACAGGGAACAACCCUGUUGGCCAGGAUGAGCUGGCUCCUGAUAAACUCUUUGCCAAGCUUACUUAG